ACUAUUGAGUAAAUUUGUAAAAUCAAAUUGUAAUUCAUUUAUUAUUACCAUAAAAGUUGAAAAAAAUACUAUAUGACAAUAAAAUAUGGACGGUAUUUUUUUCAGUGCUUGCAUUUCAAAACAAAAACAUUCAAUCGUCUUGCUUACUGCAAAUCGCUGUCUUGUUUACCAUAAUGUUGUCAUUUUGGCAACGAAUAUGGUAAAACAGAACCAUGCAAAAACAACAUUGAUCGACCAAACAGACGCCAUUACUAAAAAUUUGUUCUCGGAACGCUGCUGGUUCGUUUAUUUUUGCCUGUUGUUUUUUUGUGAAUUAUGGCCGGAAAAAGCAAGGAAACUGUCGAAGUUAUUGUUGAUGACAUAGUAGCGGAUCCGGAAUUGAUUGAAGAGCAUGACCCAGAACUGCAAGAAUUGAUCUUGGGCGAAUGGAACUUGGAUGCCGCGAUUUAUUCUAUCUUGGUCGGACACGGAAUUACAGUUGGCUAUCUGAAGGACAUUGAUGAUGCGGCUUUGUCGGAGAUUUUCUCGGUAAUCAAGUGGACAGGCCAUAAAUAUGCCCUUAGAAAGAAACUGCAGAGUUGGCCUGAAAGUUCCUUCUAUUCAACUAACGCUUCUCACGAGCAUGGCCAUACAAGCAGUACAUCAAAUCCUGGGCCAUCCAAUCAUUGUUUGCUACCAUCGUCAGUAACGAGAAGCCAUCUCGAAGAUGUCUUGGAGAGAAACGAGAAGGGUAAAAUUGUCCGAAACUACUACGAAAAGCAUCACCAGUUGGACACAGAACACAAAAAGUAUUUGGCUCAUACUAUAGUAGACUACUACAUAGCUAAUGAUCGCUACUUCACAUUAACUGACAUGGCUCGAUUUGCUCAUUACAUCGUAGAACGAUUUCCUUCGGAACUAGCUGAAAUCUACUUUAAUCCUCGAGAUAACUCAAUCGGAAAGAAACAUCCAUCUGGUCUACUUUAUGACAGGUUUCAUAACAGAAACAAGAAAUCCCUAUUGGAAAGGAAGCGUAAGAGCAACGACGAUAUCGACCAUUGGAAGGAAUACGAAGCAAAGGCUGUUGCCCUAUCUGUUGAAGACAUUGAAAGACAGAAUUGUCACAAAAAUUGGCUCCGAAAUAAUCAGCAACCCGCGGAGAAAGUCACGCAGCUUUGGAAAGAGUCACUCCUGCUGCGCAUGCGGACCAUUGUACAAGAUACAGAAGUUGACAAGAAGAAUGUGCUAGCAGAGUGGCCUCGUCUAACGGAUGAAAAUGGAUAUUUGCUGAUUGAUGCAGAUUUUUGUUCCAUCUACGGAGAGCUUGGUGAUCUAUCAAACAUUUUCAAUGUCUGGGAAGGAUUCGUAGAACGAUUUCUACAAUACGUUGAACAAAAAGGAUUGAAUGACGAUUACUCUCGAGAACUUUACAGCCGUCUGCAUGAAACAAAUAUCCCCAAAGAUAGCCGGGAUUUUAUUUGUUGUACCAUAUUUCAUGGUAUCGUCAAGCCAGUUCGAACAUCAUCCCGCAAAUUGCCAACGAUUUUGCAAGCACAAACGGAUAUGUGCUAUGCAUGUAAGACAGAGCAGGAUUUUUCAGAAGCUGUAGCAGAAUUACGUGACGAGUACGAAGCAAAUGCAGUUCAAUUUUUCCCACGGAUUUUCGUAAUUGGAGGAACCGAGCAUCUGUUUGCGUUCUAUGUCGUGACUGCGAAAUUUCAGUACAAACUUCCAUCAUUCCUGCGUUGCAUCGAUCUUGUCGUGAAGCUGAAGUUUGUAUUGAAUUAUAAUUUUCCGGAAAGCUGCGAGUUGUUUUGGUACUUCGUUGCCAAACUCUUCUACAACGUCGGCUACUCCCGAAAAGCUAGGAAUAGCCAACUUCUGCAACUGUUCGCAUAUCUGAAGGACGGCUAAGAAACAACAUGAACUGUCAUCUGUGCCGCAGGCCGCAGGGAUCUGUUCAAACGUUGUUUGACCAUUUGACGAUAUUCCACGGCACUCCCACCGUUUUCAAAUAUACGUGUACAGCAUGCGCACCUUCAAGAUCGUAUCAAAAUCUGCAUCGUUUUAAACGGCACAUCAAUUCCAGCCACGUCGGAUUAUUUCAGUCUAGUGACACUGAAAAUCAGGACACAACAUGCGACGUCUAUCAUGAAGCUGAUAAGCCUACGGAUCCCAUCGAUACGGAAGAAAAAACGAUUUUUCAGGAAAAUUCAAACACAAACAAUACUAAUGAUCUUGGAAAUGUAAACGAAUCGUUGGAGAAAGAGAAAGUUAGUUUAAGUGAUGAUAAUAUUUUAGUCUUAAGAAAUAAGUUAAGAGAAAUGUUUUUAAACUUUACGUUAAAUUUACACAGUAAGUCAAAUUUUACGAGAAAAGACGUAAUAAGCUUACAACAGAGCAUUACUGAUCAAAUAGUUAAGCCAAUUUGUGAUACACUGCUAAAAAUAAGUCCGGUAGAUGAUAUUGAUUCGGAAGGAGUUAAAGAACUUAUUGAUGAUAUUUACCAACCGUUUCAGUUUAUAAGUUCCGAGAAAAAGCUUAAUACUACAUUGCAAAACAUUCAAUUACACGAUUCAUUACAAACGAUCGAAUAUAAAGAUAGCUUUGGAAACACCAUGUCGAAAGGAUGUUUAAUGCCCAUUAAGCAUCAAUUCACGCAGUUUUUCGAGAGUGGCAGUGUUUUUAACGAUACGAUGAACCAUAUGAGACAGUUAGAAGAGGAAGAUAAUUUAACGAACGUUAUCAACGGUUCCUUAUGGAAAAAUGUAAAACAAUCGUUUGGAGAUACAUGUGUAAUACCUUAUUUUUUGUAUUCGGACGAGGUCGAGAUGAAUGACGCCAUCGGAGCACACUCCGGUAGCCACAAGGUUACAGGAAUAUACUAUAGUUUUCCUACUAUUCCUUCGCAUUUUUUAGGCAGAUUAGAGAAUUUCUUUGUUGCCGGUUUCGUUAAAGCUUCCGAUAUGUCAAAAGUAGGUCCAUCUUUGGCGUUGAAAGAAUUGAUAACAAUACUCAUUGACUUGGAGCAGAAAGGAGCGGAAUUAAAUAUUGAUGGCCAAAAAAUUCGUGUUCAUUUUGUGCUUAUGGCAAUUUUAGGAGACAAUUUAGGAAUCAAUACAUUAAUGGGAUACUCGACAUCGUUCAGUUCUAUGAUAUACUGCAGAUUUUGCACUAUGAAUAAGUAUGAGUGUCAAACAAAUUUAAAACUGGACCCGCUUCGCUAUCGGAAUGAAAAGCAAUAUGACAUUGAUAUUCAAAGAAAGGUAGAUUUCAAAGAAUCUGGUAUUAAAGAAGAGUCAGCUUUUAAUCGUUUACAGUAUUAUCACGUUGGCGAAUUCACAAGUGUAGACUUAAUGCACGAUUUCUUCUCGCAUGGAAUUUGCAACUACGACAUGUCUCUAGUUUUGUCAUACAUGAUAAAGAAAUUGCAUAUUUCAUUGCUAACGAUUAACUACAGAAUUCAGAUGUUUGAUUGCAAAGAAACAGAGAAAAGGAACACUUUUAAAACGAUUACUAAAGAACAAAUUAAAUCAUCUAACUUCAAAAUGACAGCUCGGGAAAUGCUUUACUUUGUACACUAUUUUCCUCUGAUUUUUGGGGAGAUAAUACCAGAAAACGACGAAGUUUGGGAUUUUGUCUUGUCUUUAGUUGAGUUAAUAGAUAUGGUUAUGCUUCCACAAUUUAAUAACGAGCUUCUUGCAGUUUUGGAAGAUCAGAUAGUUUAUCAUCACACGUUAUACAGUAAACUUUUUGGAAAGCAUUUGAAACCAAAGUACCACAUACUACUUCAUUAUCCUGAAACAGUUAGGAGAAUUGGACCUCCGCGGUUUACCUGGAGUUUCAGGUUCGAGGCAUUCCAUCAAGUAUUUAAAAAAUAUUGCCGCAACAUUACCUCUAGGCGUAAUAUAUGCUUGACGCUUUGCACUAAAGCUCAACUUAUCUUCAUGAAUGAUAUCAAACAUUUAAAUAACUUCAAAACGUGCAU
Aedes aegypti (yellow fever mosquito) is the source of this 3967-nucleotide messenger RNA. RefSeq lists its product as uncharacterized. Lineage: Eukaryota; Metazoa; Arthropoda; Insecta; Diptera; Culicidae. Bases 316 to 1893 code for a protein of 525 amino acids. The record is from RefSeq and is a predicted model, not a curated record. The transcript is spliced from 7 exons.